CAUAGAUGAUGACAUGUUCGAUACAAGUAAAGAAAAUACGGAUGAAAAAUUGGUAUGCAAUGGAACAUUUUUGAAUUCAUUUUCGCAAUCAGUGAAUGAUAUUUGGACAGAAGACCUCCUGACUGGCCACGGAUGCUUCAGAGCAGAGUCAGAUGCUAAUAAUCUGAAUUGUUGUGUGUGCGAACCAGCUGCAGAGGACGUCGAACGCGCGAUUUUUCAGAGCCCACGUUUCGACCCCCAACGGCAAUUAAUCAUCGAGAUGCUUGGGAUAAAACAGAUGACUUCAGAAAAAGUACUUGCAUAUAUGCUUGCUUCUGAAAGCAGUUGGAAGACGAAAGGUGUUGUACGAAACAAUGUGGAGAAUGUGAAAAAUAUUCGACGAAUCUUCCACCUCCUACUUCUUUAUAUUGAAGAAAAAAGAUUGACGUCAUUGCGUCAUCCCUGGCGGCCUUGGACCUGGGGGCCCUUAACAAAGCGACGCCCGACGCCCGCGCACACGCCGACUUCAGACACCUUAAAACAUUACAGGCCUACUGAUGAUAGAAAUUCUUGUGGCGUUUUGGAUUCGCCGCUUUGUACGCGCUCGGGGCAGUCAUCGUGUUCCAUUUUGCCGCUGGCGCGCACCAGUGCGAAAAGCGCGUGCUCCAUUCACACAACGACUGCACCUCUUCUAUCGCGCAGGGGACUUCGAAUGAAGAGAGUGGUGUACGAGGUGGUACGAGGAGCUGUAAGCAGAUUUCUUCCGCCGAGCCAGCUGAAUAAAUGCGUAUUUGCCUCUCCGACAGUGUGCAGGAAAAGUGCUCAUCUAAAACCCGCUCAUUCUGCAAGAGAGCGCUGUUCAUCUGAGCGGAGCCGCUUUGGACAUCUCAGACGAACUCUACAUUCCGGCGGCUUUGUGAACUAUAUUUAUGAAUUUCUUGCAACCGCGGGGGCCGGCGCUGAAGGGGAUGUAGGCGAACGGGUGGCGGCGCUGCGCCUCCUCGGGGCCGAAGCGCUCGGGGCGGAAGCGCGCGGGCUGCGGCCACAGUCGCUCGUCGCGGUGCAGCAGCAGCGGCGAGAAGGUACUGGGAGUCAUGCUCAGAUGAUGGUAUGGAUUGCUCAUUCAAUUGAGCGGCUUUUUGACCCUAUUUUAUUCCAAACCAAAGGAGGUGUGGUCUUAUUAGUUACAAUUAACCAAGAAUUGAUUAAACCUGUUGAAUGUACUAGUGCGUACUUGCUUACAGACGGCUUGAAGGAAUUUGAAGACCUGUGUCACGCCACAUUUUGGCACCCGCACGGGCAUCAAAGGCCAGAGAGAAAGGCACCCAGCCCCCACCAGGAAGAAGUUAGAAGAGGGAAGAAAGACCAAAAUCAGAAGGCUGUGCAGAGUCAAAGAGAACUCCAAGCCCCGCAACAGCAGAGUGGGUUCGGGAGA
Molecule: messenger RNA, 1414 nt
Organism: Gryllus bimaculatus (two-spotted cricket)
Lineage: Eukaryota; Metazoa; Arthropoda; Insecta; Orthoptera; Gryllidae
Source: the annotation of a GenBank genome assembly